Messenger RNA from Xiphophorus hellerii (green swordtail), 3383 nucleotides. RefSeq lists its product as uncharacterized. Lineage: Eukaryota; Metazoa; Chordata; Actinopteri; Cyprinodontiformes; Poeciliidae. The transcript has 2 exons. The coding region runs from base 823 to 2103 and encodes 426 amino acids. The record is from RefSeq and is a predicted model, not a curated record.
AGAAAUGGAUCGGUAUAUUAAUAUACUGUAUAUGUUACACCGAGCUAGCAGAGCUGCUGCUUACCUUACAGGCAGUAAACACACUGUAAAGAGUACGGCAGUUCGCGCGCAGAAAUCCCCUGCGCUACGGUGUCCCCGGCAGGACAAACAUGUCGGAGUUGUGGUAGUUCCAGCAAUUACAGAAAACAACAGCACCCUCUUUUGGAACAUUUAUGCACUGCUUUACAGUAACAUCAUCAGCUCUCACUGAGAUAAACCGAGUCCCGUUUUCAUUAAAAAAAUAAAUGGCGCCAUUUAUAUUUAGCGGGCAAAGAACAAAUAAAAUCAUUUCUCCCCAUUCUGGUCACAACCAGAGGAAAAUGAAGCUGUAGCUUCCUCCAUCACGGCAUUUGACAAACUAAGCCUUCAGAAAUAAUUUUUAAAAGCAGCGGGUUGAGGCGGUGUGAGCUUCACACGAUGUGCUAAAAAUAAAACCUGACGGCUGCGGACGCCGCAAAGCUGCGGGAGUCGCGCCGGGCGAAGAGAGGCGAUCUGCGGCGGCUGCCGCUCGUAAAUUAUUGAAUUAUCCCGACUAUCAUUUAAAUAGUUAAACAGAUAGUCUGACAUGCGCAGUAAAGUGGCUCCUGACGCAACGUGACUUCGUACGUGACGACAUGACGCUGCUGUGUGGGCGGUUUGAUGCCUAUGACGUGUUGACGGACGUCAUAGGUCAGGGUCUUUAUUUGCUCGUUCUUUUUCCCUGAACGUCACUUCGCAGUUGUUCCUCAGAGCCUCUUGAUCUCACACAAAACCUUAAUCUCACCUUCACACCUUACGACAAUCAUGUCCAGUAAACUGAGUUCACCAACCGCAGAGACCCAGACCGUUUCGGAGAGAUCGGAUUUCAAGGAACCAGCCGACGGUUCAACUUGUGAGCAGAAGAAGAGUGAAGGGUUGAUGGGAAAAAUCAGGACAUUUUUCAGAAAUGUCACUGGAAAACGUUCCUCAAAGGUGGCUCCACUGAUAGUCCAGGAACAACCGGAAACCUCUUUGAAUGAAAAGAUGGAGAUCCAGGUGGAAGAUGUUGACGACCUUUCAGACGCUACAGGAUGUGUAGCUGAGGCUCAGCCGGCCAAAGACGACAACAAACCUACGACCACGGCAGCUGUUGUUCCUCUCAAUGACCAGGGAACCACAGAUCCACACAGGGAGGAGCCUGAGGUGGAUCUGAUCUCACCCGCUGAGCCGAUCGAUCCUCUGGAUGAUGCAGACGUGGAGAACUCUGUACCAGAGAUUCAGUCAACUGAAGAUCCACAGGAACAAGAAGGGCGGUCAGAGAUGGAUGAAGUAUCAUCCACUGACGCCUUGUCUGAUCCAGAGAUUUUGUUGACGGAAAAUCUGCUGCAAAACAACUCGGAACCGGAGUCCACUUCUGAUGAUAGCUCUGACGAUUCCUCAUCUGCCUUCACUCCUUCUGUGAUCGAGUGGGACAGUCGGACGUUGCCUUCUUUAGUGCUGGACGAUGACGGUAAUGAGGAGUUCACAGGUUCCCACGUUUGCUAUGAAGAGGAAAGAGAGGAAAUGAACUCACAUCUCCCUGGAUUCACAGCUCAACAUUUUAUCUGUGAGGGAAUGAUUCCUGGUGAGCUGGACCAGCAUGAACCAGAAACGGAGACCACCAGCGAGUCAGAGGAAGACCAGGAGUCUGAAGACGUGGAGAGGACAAAAACAGCCCUGCGGAGCCUGGUCAGAGACGUGAUCACCAUGAUUAUUGAUAAGUCUGGACAGGUGGACUACCCUCCAGAGGAACACAAGGCCAUCUGCAAGAGACUCUUCGAUAAACUCUGGGCUGAAACCCAACACACGGACCAAAACAUGAGCCCAGACACGAUUAGACGCCAGGGGAAGCCGAUCUUUGAGGACCUGCUGAAGGGCUGCAGCAAGCCAGAGAUGAUCCUCCUUCUCCUGCAGGCAGGGACGCCGAUACUGGAGAGGAACGUCUUGACGACCAUGAAAAACCGACUGCAGCCUCGGUGGAAGAUGAUCAGCGCCAUUAAAAAUGCUUUCAUUGAAGCGGUAGAGAACCUCCGAGAGAACCAACACAGGCUUUACAUAUGGCUGUAAAUGAAUUACAGCCACAUGUAAAGCCAGAAACGGACCGGUGAUUUACAGUGGCGGAUUCUUCACGGCGCCAUCGCCACCAACUCGUUUUUAUCGAUCAUCAGUCCUGGGGUUUUAAACGAGUGUCCAUUUUGUAGUUUGUCCGAGAGUGUUUUUCAUGUUUUUAUGGAUUGUGUACAGUUAACUGGUUUUUUAAAUUUUUUAACGAGCAUUUUUAGCCUUUUUAGCGUGGUUUUGACCAAUUCCGUUUUUAUCAAUGGUGUACAUUACAGUCGAUCCACUAAUCCCGGCUGUUAAAUGUUUUAAUAGCCGAAGCCAAGAUGGCUAUUUACUUGACUCGACGGGACAAAAUGCAGGCUGGACCUCAACUCCACGUGGUGGCUCUGUGGAAGGUUAAUGUGGUAAUGUGGCCUUGGUUUUCCUUUUUGGUUUAAAUUUAUGUUUCUUAUAUUGCUGUUUUGGAUUGCUUGUUAUAUUUACUUUCUUAGAUUUAGUUGAGUUAUAUUUUUGGGGUGUUGUGUUGCAUGUUUCUGAUGUACACCAGGAGACGCCCCACCGCAGCGGCACAGGUGUUCUGCAUCUAAUUAAGCAGCGUGCAGACCAGGAAGGAUGAUAAGCCAUCGACGGUGAGACAGCCAGGAGGAGAAGCAGACGGAGCCGGGCUGGUUGUUGGUGUUGGGGGACUGCGCAGGCGGACCGGAGGACUAGAGACGGGCGGACUGGUCACCAAGGAGUACCACCCGUCUGAUCGCUGUUGAGGGCAGCGAGUCGCCUGACUGGUCGCCGUCAAGGAGCGGGCGGCCGGCCGGGCUGUAGGAGCAGGAGUGGCUGGAUCGUGGCUGAGGUUCGCCAGGGACCGGGAGCAGUAGAGGACCGCGCCCCCCCCCCUUGGGCCAGCUAAGAGUCUGUUACGGACUUGUUUAUUGACUUUGCCUUCAAGGACUGCUUGUGCCUCCUUUUUAAUUAUUCACCUUUUAAAUAAAUUAUUGUAAAUCUUAUUGGUCUGUUUAGAAACUCUGUUCACAAUCCUUGCAGUUAUUUAUUUGGUACACCACUCUGGUGCCACAUUAACAUCAAGGCCAGGUUGAGAUUGGAGUUUUGUUUCCACAGAGCCGCCGGGAAUCUGAAGGGUUUUUUAGAACUGUGGGGUUUUAACAAUGUGUUGUGCACCAUUUCUAAUCAAGGAGAACUAAAAUAUAACAAGUUGUUAUUGUAACUGUUUAUUGUGUUUUUAGUAUCCUUGACCUGAUUAUGUAAUGUAUUGUUAAAUUAUUGUAUAAUAA